Scomber japonicus (chub mackerel) is the source of this 1702-nucleotide messenger RNA. RefSeq names its product tumor necrosis factor receptor superfamily, member 21 (gene tnfrsf21). The transcript is spliced from 3 exons. Gene Ontology annotation, molecular function: protein binding. NCBI's taxonomy places the organism in Eukaryota, Metazoa, Chordata, Actinopteri, Scombriformes, Scombridae. The record is from RefSeq and is a predicted model, not a curated record. Bases 326 to 1702 code for a protein of 458 amino acids. Gene Ontology annotation, biological process: humoral immune response; neuron apoptotic process; negative regulation of T cell proliferation.
AAUCCUGGACGGGGCGAGGCGGAGAGCUCAGUGUGGCCCUCAUCCAUCAUCGCUAUGGGAAUUACCACAGCGUUCUUUCUGAACCAAGCCCUCAUCCCGUACUAUCUGAAACCGGUCCACCUGGAGACUCAGACUAUAAAACACUGCAGUUGAGACUGUCGCUGCACCAUAGAGCUCGGCUCAGCUUGUCUCCUCCAGCAAAGCAGAGGAGGAUGAUGAGGAUGAGACACAUCUAGAGAUGAGAAGUGUCUCCUCUCGCUGACAACUUGGACAAGGACGUUUCUCUCGACCCUCAUCUAAGUCUGUGUUUUUCUAGAUCGGGACGAUGCCCGUCAUGUGUGUGUCCGCAGUGCUCUUAUGGGUGGUGGUGGUUGACAUCUCAGCCCGGGUUCUGACCACAACGAGCCCAGCUGACCAGCUCCUCCUCUCUCCUCGCCACUAUCAGCACACCGAUCCAGUCUCGGGCACCCAGCUUUUCUGCGACAAAUGCCCGGCAGGCACCUACGUGUCCGUCCACUGCUCCCUAGCAGCUGAGAGGGACUGCAGCCCCUGCCCCGAAGGUACCUUCACCCGGGGCGAGAACGGGGUCCAGCAGUGCCACCGCUGUCGGGCUCUGUGUCCCGCAGGCUUCAUCGAAAAAGUACCCUGCACUGCCACCCAGGACCGUGUCUGCACAUGUCCCCCCAGCAGCUUCUUAUCGGGGGACGGUGGCAAUGAGUGUAAGCCCCACUCACUAUGCCCUCGAGGGACAAGGGUGAAAAAGCGGGGCAGUGAAACAGAGGAUGUGCUCUGUAAGCCAUGCAACAAGGGGACUUUCUCAGAUGAGGACUCGAGCGUCGCGAAGUGCCGAACCCACACGGACUGCCAAGCUCAGGGUUUGGUGCUGCUCACACCAGGCACAAGAGAGAGAGAUAAUGUCUGCGGCUCACCUUCUACAGCUCCCCCCUCUUCUUCAUCAUCAUCACCUGUCUCCACAGCCAGCCCACUGGGGCCUGUAUGGACUGUGCAUGCUCAGGAACCAGUGUCUUCCUCUCCAUCAUCAUUACUGGCUGCACACAAAGACACCUACAGCCAGUCAGCAGCCAUUUUACUGUGGGAAAACCCAGAUGGGAAAGACCACCAAGCAGAGAGCCUACUCCUCAGCCGGAUGACUACUCACACCCCACCAAACCGUCAACCCAUAGAGACUCCACUUCCUCCAGCUCGCAAGCAACUGGUGGAUCGCAAGGGACACCCAAAUUCUGACCCUAUGCCAGGCCCUAACAAGAGGGCAAUGGAAGGUUUAGAGGAUGCCGAGGUAGUCAAGGUUGGGACGGGUAUCAACAAGAUAGCUGGACAGGGUAGUGGAGGUGGUGUAGGUGGGGUCUCCAGCUCCUACAGGCCCACUCGCAGGGGGUCCCCACGGCCAAAUACCCAUAAUCACUUUGACAUCAACGAGCACCUCCCCUGGAUGAUCGUAUUGCUGUUACUGCUGGUGCUGGUGGUGAUUGUGGUGUGCAGUGUGAAGCGGAGCUCACGGGUUCUGAAGAAGGGUCCCAUGCAGGACCCCAGCAGCAUCAUGGAGAAGGCCAUUCAGAAGAAACCUUCUGUGCCCCCAAUGCAGGUCAAAGAGAAGUGGAUCUACUACUCCAAUGGACAGGGUGAGUCCACUGUCUCCUUUGUAUCAAACAGGUUGGUUUUAGAGUCUAGGACACUGUUUUGA